Capsicum annuum is the source of this 627-nucleotide messenger RNA. Its product is annotated as receptor-like protein 43. Lineage: Eukaryota; Viridiplantae; Streptophyta; Magnoliopsida; Solanales; Solanaceae. The coding region runs from base 1 to 627 and encodes 208 amino acids. Gene Ontology annotation, molecular function: protein binding. The transcript has a single exon. The record is from RefSeq and is a predicted model, not a curated record.
AUGGAGAAAGCUUUCACCACUUUUCUCUUAACACUCUUGUGGCUUCACUAUGUUAUGGUUAAUUCAGACAUGACCCAAACCAACAUUACGACCGAUCAAUUAGCUCUUCUCUAUUUAAAAUCUCAAAUCAUUUCCGACCCCUUUCACUUCUUCAAUGAAAGUUGGCCUCCCGCUACUUCUGUUUGCCAUUGGGUAGGAGUCACUUGUGGUUCUCGUCACCAAAGAGUGAAGUCCUUACACCUUUCCAACAUGGCUCUUACCGACAGAAUUCCACGUGAACUUGGAAACCUCACAUUUCUUGUUUCUCUUGACAUGGAAAGCAACAAUUUCCAUGGAAAUUUGCCUCAAGAAAUGACACACUUGCAUCGGCUUAAGUUUCUUAAUUUAAGUUUCAACAGGUUCAGCGGGGAGGUUCCCUCUUGGUUUGGUCUUUUACACCAACUUCAAGUACUAAAUCUUGGAAAUAAUAGUUUCACUGGUUCCAUUCCUUCUUCAUUUUCUAAUAUUUCCAAACUUGAGACUUUGAAUCUGAAACUCAAUUCCAUAGAGGGUCAAAUCCCAAAAGUGAUUGGAAGUCUUAUAAACCAUAGAGUAUUAAACGUUGGAUACUUUGGAGAUAUCUUAUAA